Molecule: messenger RNA, 1099 nt
Organism: Chilo suppressalis (striped riceborer)
Lineage: Eukaryota; Metazoa; Arthropoda; Insecta; Lepidoptera; Crambidae
Source: the annotation of a GenBank genome assembly
GGCGGGUGUUGUUUCUUGUUGAUAUGUGAAUUCUUAAUUCAAUUCAAUACCUACAUUAUUAUAAUACGGUUAUAUCAUACACCUUUAUCAGAAUCAUAAUUGAACAAGUGACCAAUAUGGGUGACACGCGUAAAAAGAAGAAGUUUUACUUCAGAAAACGCAGGAAUAAAUAUUUUUUGGAACCCGGCUUUCGCGGAUUCUUCUGCACGUGUAACUUCAGAGAGAAAGAAUGUGUUAAGGAAGUCUACAAUCUGCUGAACGAGUACGCUGGAAAGCUGUACCCAGAUUUAGGGGCUGAUCAAACUCCCGCUGGUUCAGCGCCAGCCACACCCGACCCUAGAUCCGAUAGCGAAUCAGAAGAUGAGCCUGACAUCGGAGAUCUGCUGAAAAAGGAAGUAGAGUCCAUGAAGAAAGACUCUCAAAAAUCUCUCAAGCACAAACGGUUUCAAGUGGUUGAAACUGGUGCAUCAAAUUGUAUUUUCAUUAAGACUAAUCUACCUAGUCCAGAAGAGGUAACCACAGCUAUUAUCAAAGAUUUAUUUACAACAAGGAUACAAAAAACUCGACAUGUUUUACGGUUCCUUCCUGUCAUGGCCACAUGCAAAGCUAAUUUGCCAGACAUAAUGGAGUGUGCCGGGAGGCUAUUUGACAAAUUUUUCUUAAAAGAAUCUGCAACAUUUGCUGUUAUUUUCAAUAAAAGGUUUAACAGCAGUGUUUCUAGAGAUUUAGUCAUCAAGGAACUAGCGGAGAUGGUUGUUAUGAAGAACGCAGAUAAUAAAGCAGAUCUUAAAAAUCCCACUUUAUGUAUUAUUGUGGAGAUCAUAAAAGGCAUAUGUCUGCUAAGUAUUGUGAAGAAUUAUUUCAAAUAUAAGAAAUACAAUGUUCAUGAAUUGACAAAAGAAGAGGUACCCAAUGACUGCGAGGAAACCCAAGCAAAAAAAUUCAAAAGUAGUCCAGUAAUGGAGGAUCAAAGUGUUACUCAUUAAAAAGUUUUUGUAUAUCCUAAGAAUAACUUACAGCUAAUUUUCUAAGUGUCUCAGGACCCCAAUACCCAUUUACCAAAAUUGUUUAUGUCAAAACCUUUUCAAUUAUAAGAAUA